AAGCGCGAGAUAGAAACUUGAGCGCGGAGUCGAUGUUGUAUUGCGGAGCGCUUGUGCUCUUUUUAAACAAAUAUAUUAAGUGCAUUUGAUUGACCGUCUCAUGAACACCGCAGAUGUUUUGGCCUUUGUAUGUUGAUUGCCCAGUGUCCUCGUAAAGAUCAUUUUUUUGGUGAAGUGUGAUAAAAAUAUAAAAGUGACAUGUCGAGGUGGGCGCGCGGUGAGGAUGAGGAGGAGGCCAUGUGUCAGGACACAGAUUCAGAUGUAGCGGACCAGAAAGAUUGUGGAAAAGUGAAAGUGAAAUGGACCCAAGAGGAGGAUGAUAAACUGCGAAAACUGGUGCUCAGUGUUGGACCAAAUGAUUGGAAGUACAUUGCCAGCUCCUUUCCUAAUCGCUCUGAACAUCAGUGUCAGCACCGCUGGUUUAAAGUUUUGGAUCCAGAACUUGUUAAGGGCCCUUGGACCAAGGAAGAGGAUGAAAAGGUGAUUGAACUGGUGAAAAAGUACGGCAACAAGCAGUGGGCAAUGGUGGCCAAGCACCUAAAAGGCCGUCUAGGAAAGCAAUGUCGAGAACGCUGGCACAACCACCUCAAUCCAGAUGUGAAGAAGUCCUCCUGGACUCCAGAGGAAGAUCUUAUCAUCUACAAGGCACAUUGUGUACUGGGAAACCGCUGGGCAGAGAUUGCCAAACUGCUUCCUGGAAGAACGGACAACGCAGUGAAAAACCACUGGAACUCCACCAUCAAGCGUAAAGUUGAGACUGGUUAUUAUGCUGGGGUGGACACUACACUUCAUGUUAUCCAUCAGAUAGACAAUGAAGAGGAGGUACCUGAAGAGUCCAGUCAACAGGAUCCUGAUGCACAUGAAAAGGCCACCAGCGCUCCACACAAAACCGCAUCUCCAAAGACACCAAAAACUCCAGCAACCCCCAAAAGUGAAUCUGAAAGUGCUGGAGACUCAAAUGUUGCCACCUGGGUCAUGGACAGUUCAGGGUUCCUCUCUCCCUCGGCCGCCCCCACGUUGAAGGAGGUGAUGGAGCUUAUGGAUGGGGACCUUGAAGGCUGGUGUACGAUGUCAGACUUUGACUUGCCAGAGGAAAGCCAGAGCCCUGAGCUGCUGCAGUUUCGGCUGGAGGGGAGCACCCUGCAUGAGCUCAGCAAGGGCAGUAAAGGGGAACUCAUUCCUAUCUCACCUGGUGGGGCGACACCUCCAUCAAUCCUGAGUCGCCGUAGUCGCCGCCGCAUCGCCCUCUCCCCCGACCCCAAUGACUCAAUGACCCCAAAGAACACACCCGUCAAAAUCCUGCCCUUCUCUCCUUCACAGUUCCUCAAUAUGUGGACCAAGCAGGACACCCUGGACCUGGAGAAUCCCUCUCUGACGUCCACUCCAGUGUGCAGCCAGAAGGCCCUUGUCACCACACCCCUACACCGGGACAAAACUCCACUCACACAGAAGGAGAAUUCCAUGUUUAUCACGCCAAAUCACAAGUCUGAUCUGGACACAACUCCCCGUACUCCCACACCAUUUAAAAAUGCCAUGGAAAAAUAUGGCCCCUUGCGACCACUGCCUCCAACCCCGAAUUUGGAGGAGGACCUUAAAGAAGUGUUGCGCAGUGAAGCAGGAAUUGAGCUGAUUGUAGAAGAUGAAACUCCUACUGAGAAGAAAUGCAAACAAGCGCACCGGCCUCCUAUGAAGAAAGUCCGUAAAUCUUUGGCUCUAGAUGUCAUUGACUGCAGCGAGACUUUCCGUAAACAGCAAUUUAGACCUACAGUCAAAAUUAUUCAAAAGGCUCAAACAGCACGGUCACUCUCUCUUGAGUCAUCUUGUGGUGUAAAAAAUGAGGAGAAUGUUUUGGAUCAAGGAUUUAUUCUUGGUCCGAAUGAGAGUGGGCUGCCCUCCAAACCCGUGCCUCCAGCAUUUAAACUGCAUCCUCCAUUGCCUAUGUCUCCAGCUUGGGAAACGGUUGUCUGUGGACAGACGAAAGACCAGUUGUUCAUGACAGAGAAAGCAAGGCGUUACCUCCGCUCUUUAAAAUCUCAUGCCCCAAACCGAGCCCUCAUACUGUCCUGACUCUUUAAGCAGCUUUGUAUAAUCAAUUUUGCAGUAAAUUAUGUGGAAUAUUGGUGUUGAUAAAAAUUGUAAAUGUCAUGUAGCAUUUGUAAAACAAAUUACUGUUCCAGAUUUGCGUCGGAAUUGACACUUGAUGUUGAUAAUGCUCUUGUCCAGAUUUCUAUGGCAUAUUCAAAAUACCAUUUCCCACCAUUUAGCUUUGUAUAAUAAGUGUCCAUAAUUUGCACAUUGUCAACCUGUUAUUGAUAUGGCAGCAAACAUGUUCACAAGAAUUCUGCUGUCCAUAUUCAAUGCACAUGUGCCAAGUUCUAAGCAUGUAAGCAGGUUGCUGUUCAGGGUUUUCUGUAUUUUUAUAUUCCAUUUACAUCUGUAUUUCUAUAAGGAUAAGGCUUCUCUCAUUAUUCAUUUACUCUGAUGCUAUCCCAGAUGUGUAUGACUGUCUUUCUUCAGCACAACAAAAAUAAAGAUUUGUAGAAGAUAGAGCUCUGACAGGUCAUUAUAAUGCAUGUAACCAGAGGCCAGCUCUUUGAUGGUCCAAAGUAUAUAUAUAUUUAUAUUAUAUUUAUGCAGCAUAAAAGUAAUCCAUGCAAAUCCAGUCGAUCAAUGAAUGCCUUCUGAAGCAAAUCAAUACGUUUGUGGAAAAACGAAAUAGAUAAUUCACUUUUGAAAAGUGCUUUCUGCCAGCAGUUGACGCUCCAUGUAGCUGUCGCAUGACGAAAGCGUGUCAGCGAGUUCACACGAGAAUGCGGCGUUUAUUUAGAAGAACGAACGUCACGUGAAAGUUCGGCCAUUUCAAACGGUAUCAGAGCCCUGGAUGGAAGCGCCGAUUUAAAGUUAAAAAACGUUUUAAUUAUCGAUUGUUUCUUCAGAAAAUAUUAAUUGUCGUGUGGAUUACUUUAAUGCUGCCUAAAUAUGACUUUUGGGCCAUCAAAGGGCUGGCACCCGUUUACUUGCAGUAGAAGGACCUGACAGAUCUAUUCUCUUAUAAAAAUCAUAAUUUGUGCUCUGCUGAAAAAAUAUACUCAUCUGGGAUGGCAUGGUAAGUGAAUAAUGAGAGAAUUAUGGCAAACUAUUCCUUUAACCUGCUAUACAUGACUCAAAUGACCUGUUAGCUGUAUA
Messenger RNA from Xyrauchen texanus (razorback sucker), 3186 nucleotides. RefSeq names its product v-myb avian myeloblastosis viral oncogene homolog-like 2b (gene mybl2b). Bases 199 to 2067 code for a protein of 622 amino acids. Gene Ontology annotation, cellular component: nucleus. Lineage: Eukaryota; Metazoa; Chordata; Actinopteri; Cypriniformes; Catostomidae. Gene Ontology annotation, molecular function: DNA-binding transcription factor activity, RNA polymerase II-specific; RNA polymerase II cis-regulatory region sequence-specific DNA binding. The transcript has 14 exons. The record is from RefSeq and is a predicted model, not a curated record. Gene Ontology annotation, biological process: regulation of DNA-templated transcription.